AUGUCUAACAGACCACUUACAAACAAAGAAAAACACGCUCAAAGAGCGAUAGAUUAUCGCGAAAAAAUGAAGAAAAAGAGAAAAGACACAGAAGAAGAACAUGCCAGACUUCAAAAGAGAUUAGAAGAAGCUGAGAACUCUCGAUUAGAUAUGGCAGACAGAGUCGCAUACAGAAGCGCCGAAGCUAUCGAUGCAAGAGAUAGCAAUAUACAAUUUCGAGAGGACAUAGAAGAUUUGCGAUGGGUUAACAUCGAUAGACAGCAACACCCCCCUUCUCAAAAUCCUGAAGAUGCGCUUGACAUAAAGGAAGACUUGCCGUACAAGUCGGUGGAUGAAUUACCAAAAGGAAGUUUGGUUGGUACUCGAAUCGUUACGAAAUUCUUUGAUUU
Messenger RNA from Funneliformis geosporum, 389 nucleotides. The record is from the annotation of a GenBank genome assembly. Lineage: Eukaryota; Fungi; Glomeromycota; Glomeromycetes; Glomerales; Glomeraceae.